Nematostella vectensis (starlet sea anemone) is the source of this 1248-nucleotide messenger RNA. RefSeq names its product integumentary mucin A.1. The record is from RefSeq and is a predicted model, not a curated record. The transcript is spliced from 6 exons. Bases 103 to 762 code for a protein of 219 amino acids. Lineage: Eukaryota; Metazoa; Cnidaria; Anthozoa; Actiniaria; Edwardsiidae.
UUUUUUCUUUUUCUGGACAUUGUGUUUUGAGGCCAAGGAAAUGUACCUGGAGGAUCAGAAUAAAGGUCCGUCAGGCUCUCUGUAGAUCUGGUAUAAGGAAAUAUGGGCAGAAGAUUCGGCAUUUCAUCGAAAGCCUUGUGCUGCCUCGCGGCCCUUGUGAUGGUGCAGCGAGUUAAAGGUGGUAGAUGUAAAACCAUGCAUUUGACUGAUCUCGUUCCCGGCAUGCACCUCAAGCACCACUUGGAAACCAGCCACAAAAACAUCACAGAGGAUACAUGCAGUAUCAGAUGCUUCUUGAGUGACAUGUGUCAAUCAUACAACUACAAUUAUAAGACAAAAACCUGCCAGACAAGCAAGUCUACAAGGAUCCAGCACGCUGAAGACAUGGAGGAAACUGACGAUGCUAUCUACGUCGGUACAAAGAACAAGUGUGUGAAGGGAACAUGCCCAGAAGGCUCAAACUGUAAGGCAGAUUUUGUGACCAACAGCUUCACCUGUAUUGCUGAGACCCAGUCAAAUACACAGACACCCGAUACCCAGUCAACAACAGAGACACCCGAGACCCAGUCAACAACAGAGACACCCGAGACCCAGUCAACAACACAAACACCCGAGACCAAGUCAAUGACAGCAACAUCAGAGACACCUGAGAACCAGAUUGCAAUAACAACGGCCCAGAGUACGACGACAAGUGAAGUUAUGACAACUGCGGCUGCUUCAAUCGCAAACUAUGAUGCUCUUUACUGGAAACGUGGACAGUGACUCAGUCGUGAAACAUAUCCUAGCCUACCAGCCCAUCGCUCAGCAUGUUGGGUUCUUGCCGGUAUCCUCGUUUGGAUCACCCGCCAUGCGAGUAGAGGUAUAUGGCACUCGACGCUAAGAGGAAGCUGUAAAGGCCACAUAUGAGAUGUUAUACAACGACAUUCGUAAAUCGCUCUGAUUGAUCGAUGGUCCAUGUGCAAUUAUAGGACACAUGCACGCUUGACGUCAGCAUGUGCGAGCGCUCCCCAAAACUAGUUUGUAAAGUAGGAAUUUUUUUUAAUAUUGUUGUAUGUAUUUUUUUUGUGUGUCUGUCAUCUGAUAGAUUCCCUGCCUCUCGUUGUGUACAUUUUUGUUCAUGAAACGCUGUGAUGUUAACAUGGUUUUUAACGGCAUGUAUGAAACAUGGGAUUGAGGCUCUGUUUUUUCGCGAAAUUGUAUUCCUAUUCCCUGAAACAAUAAAAUGCCGGCAUGUGCUGGUUAAUCAAA